AUGUCGGAUCGCGAGUUUGGCGCAAAUGACGACCUAUCGCUUCCAAAAGCAACCGUCCAAAAAAUAAUCACCGAGAUCCUGCCCCCCUCCACCGGCCAAACCUUCGCCAAAGAUGCGCGCGACCUAUUAAUGGAAUGCUGCGUCGAGUUCAUCACGCUCAUCUCCUCCGAGGCCAACGAUAUCAGCGAAAAGGAAGCGAAAAAGACGAUUGCGUGCGAACACGUCGAAAAGGCGUUGCGGGAUCUCGGGUUUGGAGAUUAUGUUGGUGAGGUACUUGCUGUUGCGGAGGAGCACAAGGAAGCUUUGAAGACGCGGGAAAAGAAAGCGAGUAAAAUGGAACAGAGCGGUUUGACGGCCGAGGAAUUGCUACGACAACAACAGGAACUAUUUGCGUCAGCCGGGCAGAAGUUCAACGCAGGCUCUGAGUGA
Molecule: messenger RNA, 429 nt
Organism: Talaromyces amestolkiae
Lineage: Eukaryota; Fungi; Ascomycota; Eurotiomycetes; Eurotiales; Trichocomaceae
Exons: 4
Coding region: 1-429 (142 amino acids)
Biological process (GO): negative regulation of transcription by RNA polymerase II; chromatin remodeling; RNA polymerase II preinitiation complex assembly
Cellular component (GO): negative cofactor 2 complex
Molecular function (GO): core promoter sequence-specific DNA binding; protein heterodimerization activity; general transcription initiation factor activity
Source: RefSeq, a predicted model, not a curated record